GGAGGGGUUUGCAGUGGAAAGCAUAUAGCGUCGCAGCUCCUCGCCCACCUGGCAAUACUCACUCACUCGGACCGCAUUGUAGGACGCCGUGAGAAGCUACUGACGAAACUAAAGCCAACUGCACGUUUCUUUUCUUUUAAAGGAAAUCCCACUAAGAAGCAACAAUGCGUGAAUGCAUCUCUAUCCACGUAGGACAGGCCGGUGUCCAGAUGGGCAACACCUGCUGGGAGCUCUACUGUUUGGAACAUGGAAUCCAGCCGGACGGCAAGAUGCCUGAAGUGAAGGCCAUCGGAGGCCAUGAUGACUCCUUCACCACCUUCUUCAGCGACACUGGGUCUGGGAAGUACGUCCCCAGAGCCAUCUUUGUGGACCUGGAACCAACUGUCAUUGAUGAGGUGCGUACAGGAAUGUACCGUCAGCUAUUUCACCCGGAACAGCUGAUCUCCGGAAAGGAAGAUGCAGCCAACAACUACGCCCGUGGACACUACACCAUCGGCAAGGAGAUCAUUGACUCUGUCCUGGACAGAAUCCGCAAACUGGCUGAUCAGUGCACGGGUCUCCAAGGCUUCCUGGUCUUCCACUCCUUUGGUGGAGGCACAGGCUCUGGUUUCACCUCCCUGCUCAUGGAGAGACUCUCCGUUGACUUUGGAAAGAAGUCCAAGCUUGAGUUUGCCAUCUACCCGGCCCCCCAGGUUUCCACAGCUGUGGUUGAGCCUUACAACUCCAUCCUGACCACCCACACCACCCUGGAGCACUCCGACUGUGCCUUCAUGGUAGACAACGAGGCCAUCUACGACAUCUGCCGCAGAAACCUAGAUAUUGAACGCCCGUCUUACACCAACCUGAACAGGCUCAUCAGCCAGAUUGUGUCUUCAAUCACAGCCUCGCUUCGCUUCGAUGGAGCCCUGAAUGUCGACCUCACGGAGUUCCAGACCAACUUGGUGCCCUACCCUCGUAUCCACUUCCCUCUGGCCACCUAUGCUCCAGUCAUCUCUGCAGAGAAAGCCUACCAUGAGCAGCUGUCCGUAGCUGAGAUUACAAACUCUUGCUUUGAGCCAGCCAAUCAGAUGGUGAAGUGUGAUCCUCGUCAUGGUAAAUACAUGGCCUGCUGUCUGCUGUAUCGCGGUGAUGUGGUGCCCAAAGAUGUCAACACAGCCAUUGCUGCCAUCAAGACCAAACGCUCCAUUCAGUUUGUGGACUGGUGCCCCACAGGCUUCAAGGUGGGCAUCAACUAUCAGCCUCCAACAGUGGUCCCCGGUGGAGACCUGGCCAAGGUGCAGAGGGCUGUGUGCAUGCUGAGCAACACCACAGCCAUCGCUGAGGCCUGGGCCCGUCUCGACCACAAGUUUGACCUCAUGUACGCCAAAAGAGCCUUUGUCCACUGGUAUGUUGGGGAGGGCAUGGAGGAGGGAGAGUUCUCCGAGGCCAGAGAAGAUAUGGCUGCCCUGGAGAAGGAUUAUGAAGAGGUUGGGAUCGAUUCCUUUGAGGAGGAUGAGGAAGGAGAGGAAUAUUAAAUGGGCUAAGCUUGCAUUUGCCAGUUAUUUUUCCAUUAUUCUCUUAAGAUAAUAUGAAAGAAAUACAACACAUUCUGCAUGUUUGUUUUUAAUUCAGAAAUAUGCAUUGGUUUUUAUUUUAAAAUUCAACUUUCUUAUCAAUAAACUUCUUUGUUGUGCCAUCAAAUGCUGUGUGCUUUGUGUCAAUCUGUUUUAUUAAUUUGUUUUAUCAAAAACUCAGAACAAUGUUGAAUUACCCAAUUUGUUUGAAACGUGUUGUUGCUAUAAAUCUUUCCCCAAAAUAU
Molecule: messenger RNA, 1798 nt
Organism: Trematomus bernacchii (emerald rockcod)
Lineage: Eukaryota; Metazoa; Chordata; Actinopteri; Perciformes; Nototheniidae
Product: tubulin alpha chain-like
Exons: 4
Coding region: 165-1514 (449 amino acids)
Biological process (GO): mitotic cell cycle; microtubule cytoskeleton organization
Cellular component (GO): cytoplasm; microtubule
Molecular function (GO): GTP binding; structural constituent of cytoskeleton
Source: RefSeq, a predicted model, not a curated record